AUAAAAUCAGAAUCGCGAGAUACAAACUCCCAUUUAUGAUUUUAAAAAAGUAAUUGCAUAUUUGUACCACGCAAUUUUGAGGAAAAAAGCAAAAUUCCAAAAUGUAAACUUACAAUUGGGAAUAAAAAAGUCAGAAUUGCAUAUUUCUAUCACGCAAUUCCGAGGAAAAAAAAAGUUAAAUUCCGGAAUGUGAACUUGCAAUGGCGAGGAAAAAAAGUCAGAAUUGCCAGAUGCAAACUCGCGUUAGCAUUAAAAAAAAGUCAUUUCAUAAUUUGUAUCACGCAAUUCUGAGGAGAAAAGUCAAAAUUCCAAAAUGUAAAAAAGACAAAAAAGUCAGAAUUGCAAAUAAAAUCUCACAAUUGCAGUUACCUUUUUUAAUGUUUAUUUGGUGUCGGAAAUUGGCUUCCAUUCCAUGUUUUAUUACUUUUGCAUUAAAUUUCCAACUAAUUUACACUGCUGUGUGGGUGUUUUUAUAACAACAGCUAAGGGAGUGACAACAAAUUUGAGUUCUUGUAUAAUCUAUAAUUUUCUAUUUUCAAAAGUCUUUUUAGAAAUGCUAUUAUUUUUGUCAUUUCCAUUCACCACUAUAGAAGUUUACCCAACUAUAUAACGACUUAUGCUUCUGAUAACCCCAGAAAUGUGAAAAGGGUCCAUUGUUUUUCUUUUACCGCCCGAGAUUUUUUUCAGCACGCACAACAACCUACCUGCAAACAAAAUCUGUGCGUGUGAAUGUCAGAGCUGUCAGUCUUCCACAUGAUUUGACUGCAGGUCGUCUCGUGGGUUACCUAACCACCAUCUCUGAGCUCAUGGAGAGAGACAAUCGCCACAUGACCGACCCCACAGUAUGACCCGUGGGCCUAAAGACGUUUGUCAAAUCCAUGGACCGUCUUAAUCCUGUUGAUGGAUUAGAGCGGUGUUCUGAUCCUAUGCCGGUGAGACGGACCGACGUAGUCCAUUCACUCAACCAAUCAGAGAAUGAGCAGCAGUCGGUUAAUGCCACUGUGUACGUGUACUUGUGUGAGUUCUGUCUCAUACUCUCAUCCAUUCAAGCACAGCAGAGCGAGGAGGACAACACCUGGACAGUCAUCCUGAACCUUCCAAAACACAUUUCAUUCAGAUACAAAUUCAACCACCUUCCGGCAUGUUCUCCCAAUACAAAAUCUUCUCGUUGAUGAACUGCCUGUUACUACUAACUGUGAUGCUUCCUGUGGUCCAAUCGCGUCGGGGCGGGGGCUUCGGCCGUGGUGGAGGUAGAGGUGGAGGAUGGGGCGGCACCAGCUCUGGCCGCGCGGGCUGGGGAGGCGGCGCCGGCGGCGGCGCUGGACAUUACCGUGCCCCACCCACCCAUACUGGAGGCUCCUCGGGACACAGCGCUGGGAAGGUAGCAGGGGCGGCCGCCGCUGGAGCUCUAGGGGGAAUGCUGGUUGGACACGGGUUGAGCUCCUUGGCCCGACCUGGAUAUGGGUACGGGCACGGGUAUGGAGGAUACGGAGGCUACGGUGCAGGGUAUGGGCACGGGCAUGGCCACGGCCACGAGUACGGCCACGGACAUGGGCACGGACACGGGCAAGGGCAUGGACAUGGACACGAAGGACAUGUUGGUCAUGUUCACAACGAGACAGAUGUGGAUUAUUACACAGAUGCUGCCAGUUCUGGACCCAUUUAUAAUUGUGUGACAGUUUUUGGACUCGUGAUAUCAUUCUUGCUUGGGUACUUUCUGUCAUAAGGGCCACUUUGGCACUUGUCAUGGGUGAUUCUUGCGCAUCUGUCACUACAAAAAUAGUCUACAAAAAUGUGUGACAUGCAGUAUUAAAACAUGGACUAAAUGCAAUUAAACAGCACUACCAUGGAUUUCAUUACACUCGGUGCAUGAUCUCUGCCCAAGUUUUGUGUUAAAAUGACAGAACAAGGUUACAUUUGCUUGAUUGGCAUUUUGAACAAACAGACUGCUUCCAAUGUUCCCUCUGUUUUUUGUUUUUUUGCCUCUGAAAUGCGAGUUAUGAGUCAGAAGCAUGUACUUUUUUUUUCAGAUUUUUAUAAAUGAAUAAUUGUAGUUUUUUUAAGAUUUAGUUUAUGUGAAUAAUGGCAUUUUGUAUGGGAAGCAUGUAGAUUAUUAUCUAAACAGAAUCGCAAAGCAUCAUGUAUAUAUAUUUUUCCUUUAUAUUUACACACACGUUUAUUGAUUGUUGUCUUCUGAGCCGUUUCAACCUUCUCAAUGAUUUAAUCUGUUUGUUCCUGCCAUUUACGUCAGCGAGCAUUCAAAAUAAAACAAGGCUUAUGGGAAAAUCACAUUAAAACAUAAUAAGCUUGACGAAGUGUGUCGAGUCGAGAGCAAAUCUUGUUAAAGGGCUCGGGCGCUCUCUACCUCACUUCCCCGAGCCCUUUAACAAGCGGCUGAUUGUCUUAAACCAAUAAGAUUCCAUUGCUUUUGCUUGUACACAUUCUUAGAUUUGUUUAUCAGUAUGUAUGUAUAUUUUUGUACUGCUAAUAUAAA
Messenger RNA from Labeo rohita (rohu), 2494 nucleotides. It is a transcript of the gene prnpa, whose product is annotated as prion protein a. The record is from RefSeq and is a predicted model, not a curated record. Bases 1142 to 1726 code for a protein of 194 amino acids. Lineage: Eukaryota; Metazoa; Chordata; Actinopteri; Cypriniformes; Cyprinidae. The transcript is spliced from 2 exons.